AUGAACGCCCACCCUCUCGCUAUCAUCGAGGAUACUGGUGUGCCGGCCGGCGGCGCAGAUUCGCAUAAAGUGCUCAUCCUCAUUCAUGGCUGGGGGUUCCAGAGCAGUGUGUUCACGCGCAUGGCGCCAUUCGCCCAAUCUUACAAUGCACGCCUCAUCCUUGUCAACCGUCGCGAAUACCCAGGAACCGACCCGUUCACGAAAGACGAGCGCGAUCUCCUACUGGAAGCGCAACAGACUGACGAAGUCGGGGCUGCCGCCGCUAAGGAUGUGUGGACCGCUCGCGGAGAGGAAGUACUAACAUUGCUAGAGAGCAUCGUUCAGCAGGGAGGUGUGCCUGAACGAAGUAUCAUCUUGGCGGGCUGGUCCUACGCCGGACUCUGGAUGACUUCUCUUCUAUCUCUUCCACCUGCUGUCGCGAACCGUCACGAUGUCGGACGCUACAUACGACGCAUAAUCUGCUAUGAUACCAGCUACAGACGGCUUGGAUUCCCGGAUCCCGCCCCGUCGAUGUUCAGCCCAUUCACAGACAAGUCGAUCGCACCGGAAGAUAUACGAGACGCAUUCAUCCACUGGAUCACCGGAUAUUAUUCACAUACCAUUCCUCGUACCCCUGGCGUGCAUGCCAGGAGCAUCGUCGAUGGGCUGGAGCAGCGAAACGUGAAGAAGAGGACAUUAUUCACAGACGAUGAGCUGAGAACUGUGGUAGUUGAUGCGCCUGCUGACGUUCCCAGCGGCGGGCCGGACGUUCUCGCGUCCGUUGCUGCAGGGAAGCAUGGGAUACCUGCCAUGAACCUGGAUGCAGCCUUGCACAGUAAACAUUGUUCGCACGUGGAGCUACGCCAGGUCUGGGGAGACGCAUCUUUUUGGGAAGCCUGCGUCGGUGGCGUCGAAGUUGCCCGGCUGGUGCACGAGGACGGGAAACUUCCGAAGGGAAAGCUCGGUCGCCCUGUGAGCUCUGUGCGCUGGAUCGGAGCAAAUCACUUCGCACAUUGGAACUAUCCCGAGCGCACACUGCAAGGUCUCCUGGAGGAUGAUGUCGAAGACUGGGUGAUAACUUCUUGA
Molecule: messenger RNA, 1065 nt
Organism: Peniophora sp. CBMAI 1063
Lineage: Eukaryota; Fungi; Basidiomycota; Agaricomycetes; Russulales; Peniophoraceae
Source: the annotation of a GenBank genome assembly